Messenger RNA from Corticium candelabrum, 5140 nucleotides. RefSeq lists its product as uncharacterized. The coding region runs from base 72 to 5012 and encodes 1646 amino acids. The transcript has 9 exons. Gene Ontology annotation, molecular function: DNA clamp unloader activity; ATP binding; DNA binding. Lineage: Eukaryota; Metazoa; Porifera; Homoscleromorpha; Homosclerophorida; Plakinidae. The record is from RefSeq and is a predicted model, not a curated record. Gene Ontology annotation, cellular component: nucleus.
AGAAGCUAGCACGUGCUGCUUCGCUUUUUGUGUUUUUACGGUCGAUCACUCGGUGCAAAAACAAUUUCAUUAUGUCAGCCGCAGCUUGUGAAUCGUCUCACACGAAGAGAGUGCGCCAGUGUAAAAGACACGAGUUCCGUAGAGACAAUGCAAAGAGAGAUGACGAUAGCGGUAUUAGCACGUGCUCGACUAGUGGAGCUUUGCUGCGUUACUUUCCACUCGCCAAUUCAACCGCGAAUGGAGAGAACGGAGGCGAUUUAGUGGAAUCGAGCGAACGCGUUGACUCGGAAAGAAAUCACAGCGAUUGUUGUGAACUAGAGGAUAAGACUAGCGAGUCAGAGAUGGCAGUCCGACAGCAGGGUGUUAGUCUUGGUUUCCCGGAUGUUGAUGUUAUUCAAUCGGAUUGUAAGACGAAGGAUGGUAUUGAAACGAGUGUGGAUGAUGGUAAGCGGAGGAGGAUGGCAAGACGAGCAGCUUGUACAAAGUUUGGUUAUCACGAGAUUUCUUCGUCGGAUGACAGCGGAACUGAGGAUUACGGAGUUGCCUUCAGAGAGAGCGAAAACGAACAACAAAACAAACCAACGAUUACUCGUUAUUUUAAAUCUGUCAGUCGGCAUCAAACGUGUGCUAACGAUGAGCACGAUCGAGACGAUGUCGUACAACAAUCAGAAACGGAUCACGAUUCGUCUCAAUCGGAAUGCGGUUUGCGUCUUGAAUCGGUGAGUGAAUUGGUGUUGCCAGAAUUGGAUGAUGAAAAUGGAAGCGAGGGUGAUGAUGUAAUAAAUGAGUCUGAGUCGUCACCGUGUACACACGAAGAACUACAGACGUCAACGUGUGGGGAAACGAGAGAUCAAAGUCUCGUGUUGGUCGAGGCAUUACUGUCUCCACCAGAUGCUUUGACUUUCGAAAGCAAUUGCAACCCGUAUUCACAAAGCACGCUUAUAACAAACUUCUUUGCUCCUGCUAAGCAAUCUAACCGACCGACUCCUGAGACAGUAAGUGAGCCAGAAAGAGAUGAAUACGAUGAGAACAAUGACAGUGAUAUGGAUGAGGAUAAUGAGAACGGAGGAGACAAAGAGAUUGUUUCUUGUCCGUCGGAGGUUACUUCUAUUACUCGCUUCUUUCCAUCUGUAGUAAAGGCAAUAGACAAUUGUCAAACAGGAGAAAGAGUUGAAGGCGAGGGCACAGACUGUAACUCUGAUGCGAGUUCAAGUAUAUCGGAUGUACUUCCAAAGAUGAGAUUUUUGACUCCCGUUGUGAAACCGGUUUCUCUUCCGAUCUACCGAAGAGCACACAACAAGCAAAAACACGAUAUGGUUGAGAACGUUGAGAAGUGGGAUGCAAUUACUGAAAUCUCAAAUGAAUCAUUGAAACAACUGAAACGUUCCAACUCUUCCGGUGGAUCAAGAAGACGACACCAGAGCAUGUCAUCUCUUCUUUCUAGAAUUAGAAAAGUGCAGAAGGCAGCUUCCAAAAAGGCUGCUCUUUUCGCUACAGAACUGACGUGGUCGCUUGAAGUAGAGGUAAUUGACACGAACUAUAAUGACGAUAAUUUAGUUUCGUCGAGUGAGGAAUCAUCAGAUGAAGAUUACGCUCGCAUCAUGCAAGAAGAACAAUCCGUGUUGCGGUUGUUUGCACCGGUUAGUGCAAGUGAACCAAGCGCAAGUGAGAGUAUGUUGUACAACGAUUCAAGUGACGACAACACGAGACAUCGACACCAAACGAGGAAACGAAGUCGUGCAUUAUCAAUCCCAGACUCGGAUGACAACACAAAUGAUUUGACUCGUGAUGUCUCACCAAAGAGGGACAGCAUGAGACCAAUGCGUGGUAAAGUUAAUGACAGUGACGUCAGUGUAGAUAACGACAGUGGGUUAGGUGGAAGUGCAGACAAACCCACAGGAACGAUUGAAGAAAACCAUAGCAAUACAACGACAACAGUCGACACUGUGAGACAACAAUUAACAUUUGUAGGAGACGAAGAGCCACGGAAGUGUCCGUCAACACAAGAGAAACAAAAAAAGAAAGUCAAGCGUUGCUAUCUAAUCAGCAAAGAAGAAAGACAAGAAGCGAUGGAAACUCAGGAUGUCGAUGACAAAACCAUUAAGACAGGCACCAAGGCAGAGAUCCCGUCAUUAGAUCAAAAACAACGUCGAAGUGCACGACUCGCAGCCAUGGAGAAUGUGACACUCAAACGUUCAAACGCUAAAUUGAGUCCAAGUGAGAGAGCGGAUGUUGUAGAUUCUUCUGUGAUGAGGAGGAAAGCGAAGAAGGUAAAGGCCAGUAGAGGAGAGUCAGACAAGAGGCUUAGCAACACGACGAAAGAAACCACAGAAUGGGACAGACUACCACAGGAAGUGCCAACACAACUUUUUCCAAUAUUUUGUAAACCAAAUAGAGAGUCGAAAAAGUCACUUGAUAUCAACCAUGAUGUAAUACGUUCAUCUGUUGAUACAGUAACACAUCACAGUGACGUUGAACACACAGUAACACAUCACAGUGAUGUUGAACACACAGUAACACUUCACAGUGACGUUGAAACGUGCGGUUCGUUGCCACAAUCGACGAUUAGAAAACAUGCUGCUGCUCAGCUUUCUAUCGAUGGUUACAUGCCGUUUCCAAACGUUAGUCAUGUUUCGCAAUACAGUAACAAGGAAAUCCGUGCAAAUCAGGAUACAAACAUUCGAGGGUUUGGUGUCCGUGACACGUCUGAUGCUCAAGUCGGCAUUCACAUCCGAUCUCAUCAUUACGAGCCUCUCCAACUUGGGUCUAUAACGGCCUGUCAAUGUCCAACCGAUUUAUCGACUGUUGGUGAUGUCGUCUCGAUCGGAGAUGAGGAAAUUCGACGAAUAGUCACAGAUCUAGCGAGUAAAUCAUCCAUCAAUAUUCAAUCUUUAUAUGACAAGUAUGCCAAGAAGGUAUACGAAAGCAGUAACGAGUCGAACCUGUGGAGUGGAGUGUUUGCACCAUCUAGCUCCGACGAGCUGGCUGUCAGUAGGCCUGCUGUAUUGAAGCUACGCAAGUGGCUGAGCGAUUGGCAGAAAUGCUCAGCCUCUGAAGUCAACAAGGAGGUAAACGAGAGUCCAAUGGAAACGGUUGUCUCAUCGAAUGAUAAGAGAGAUCGGGAUUGGUUGGAUGAUGAUGAUGAUUUUGUGGUUAUUCGGAAGAAACGGCGGCGGCGGAGAGAUGAGAUUGAUAGUGACAGUGAAAAGGAAGAGGAAGCUGCAGGCAAGGCCGUGUUAUUGCUUGGACGUCACGGUAGUGGGAAAACGUCAUCGGUUUAUGCGUGCGCCAAAGAGCUAGGGCUGACAGUGAUCGAAGUGAAUGCGUCAUCGAAACGUUCCGGCAAGUCAAUCCAAGCCAGCCUGACAGAAGCAACACAAUCACAUCACGUCCCAAGCGUCGACACAUUAGACACAAAAUCGACAACAACCACACGAACGAAUCAUGUUUCCAAACCAAACCUUCACAGUAAGCCACAACUGCAUCCGGCAUUCGCUGCAUUCGUGAAGAAAACGAAACCGGGAGACAAGACAAACGACAAGAAGAAAACUGAGAGGAUGAGUACUUCGAAACGACGAAAGGCAGUGAAAGAUUUGUUCGUCUUGGGCUCUCAACCAAACGACACUGCAAUCGACGAGGCAACCGAGACGGCAGCCGGUGAAACAAGAAGCAAGAAGAACGGCAGAAAUGAGAGAACGGCAGAACAAACAAAGUGUGGUGAGCGGGAGGUAAACGCAGUCGGACCGACCGUCGUGCUAUUGGAUGAGGUUGACGUAUUAUUUGAAAGUGAAAACGGUUUCUGGUCGGCUGUUUCAUCGAUCGUCGAGACGGCAAAGCGUCCGGUGAUUAUGACUGCUGUGGAUGAGUCGGUAACGAAGUUCAUCAGUUUUCAGUAUGACAUGAUACGAUUUGAGGCGUCGGAUGAUCUUAAGACACAGAUGACGGCUCUACUGCAGCUCAUGUGUUUAGCUCAAGGUGUCAACGUUGAUCCACUCACAAUAGAGACUUUAGUCGAUGACAAACGAGGAGACAUCAGGAGCUGCAUUCACACACUGCAAUUUUGGUGUUCCACAACAAACAGCGACACAACAUCUACGUCCAGUUCAGAUGUUUCGAUGCAACGUGUGGACGUCGAUCUGGCAAAGAGGCUUCAAGCUCACUUGUCCAUGUUUCAGUUCAAAUUGAGUGACGGUGACCUAAACAAGGACUCUAACAUGUGCGAUAUCACCUUUGUGAACAACUGUGAAUCAUUCCAGCGAAUCUUCCAAAUCGACGAUUCACACAGUCUUGACGCAAAACUUCUUCUACCAUUUCUAUACACUCCAUUACAAUCACACAACACAGAAGACAUCAGACUAACAGCAACCAACACGACGACGAGUAAUGACAACGAAUUACGAGGAGACAACGAAAGCUUCGAAACGGUUUACACCAAAGCUGUCUGUAGAGCAAAGUUGGACACACUCGCUGACUGGUGUGAGUCACGAUCAGUGAACGACUUGUUUUGGUGUCGGACGAGACGUGACUGCAGAAGUCGUGAACAAGCAUCUCUCGUGGAUUGUUUUCCCAUAGAAAGCGGCCGAUCGGAACAGCCCGUACAGUCAGAGUUAUGUUCAUCUCUUGAUGUGGCGUCUGUCAACUUUGCUCGCGUUCAGUUUGCUACUCGUCUUUCGAUGAUUGACGGUGAAACGUGUGGCAUAAAUGAUGAAAAAUUGGUGCUGGAUGUGCCACAUUUGAUUAGCACAAACAGGAAGGAUGAACGGCAUCGAGCAACCCAUCAGUCCCUCCUCAACGAACUAACAUCAAACCUACCCACCCACAUUCACAUCUCCAGAGAUGCCAUUACAACAGACUACUGGCCUGCUGUGAGAACAAUCUGCUCUACAGAGGAAGCAAAACAACAAACACACACAAAACGGCGAAGACAUAGACAUUAUUUUUAUAACUGGAUGACAACAGAUACGUGUAGAGCACUAGCAGAGGGACUCGCGGACACCCAACAUACAAAGUAGGUUAUUGAUUUCAAUAUUUUAUUAUUCACCCAGCAUACAGAGUAGGUUAUUGAUUUCAAUCUUUUAUUAUUCAAUUUUAUUCCAAUCAGAGCCGAUCACAUUGGCAUGUAGCGGUCAUUGUAAUACGA